Bacidia gigantensis is the source of this 3324-nucleotide messenger RNA. It is a transcript of the gene POL3, whose product is annotated as DNA-directed DNA polymerase delta. Gene Ontology annotation, molecular function: DNA-directed DNA polymerase activity; 3'-5'-DNA exonuclease activity; DNA binding. Gene Ontology annotation, biological process: DNA-templated DNA replication; nucleotide-excision repair, DNA gap filling; DNA replication proofreading. The record is from RefSeq and is a predicted model, not a curated record. Bases 1 to 3324 code for a protein of 1107 amino acids. Gene Ontology annotation, cellular component: delta DNA polymerase complex. NCBI's taxonomy places the organism in Eukaryota, Fungi, Ascomycota, Lecanoromycetes, Lecanorales, Ramalinaceae. The transcript is spliced from 4 exons.
AUGCCUGUAGCAACUCUACCUCCGCCUAAGCGGCCGCUAGGCGAUUCUACGAAGAUUCACCGCAACGCCAACCUCCCUCCACGCUCUCCAAACACCGCUAAACGGCGAAAACUCGACCCAAUAUCUCCUUCUAAGCUUAAGCUCAGCCAAAAUGGCGUCAAAACAGGCUCAUCGCAACCAAAGUCGCAAUUCGAGGAGGAGGUGCUCGAAAAAUUGACUCAAGAUCUCACUGGCUUGAAAGAGAACAAUUUCGAGAAAGACCAAAGCUGGGAUAGACCGCCUGUAGGAGACUUCGAUCCUCACAAGCACAACCUUUGCUUUCAACAAAUUGAGGCAGAAGAGGGAACGCUGCAUGGAGGAAGGACUGUUGUCAAGUUAUUCGGAGUCACAGAGAGAGGCCACUCCGUUCUCUUACAUGUCACUGACUUCCUACAUUACCUCUACAUCAAGGCUCCGAUUUCUUUUGGCAAGCAAGAUUGUGCUGGCUUCAAGGCUUUCCUCGAGACUCAGCUAGCGCAGCACCAGCCGGCUAUACACACCGUCCAAAUAGUAAUGAGACAAAAUUUGUAUGGCUUUCAAGGGAAUCAGAAUAAUCCCUAUCUCAAGAUCACCGUCACCGAUCCCAAGUAUAUCAACAAAUUACGGACGACGCUCGAGGGCGGAGCCAUCAAUUACAAGGGCAUGUGGAGAGGACUUGAUGCAGGACAUCUGACAUUUGACAGCAUUCAAUAUGUCUUACGAUUUAUGAUUGAUAGAGGAGUUACUGGCAUGUCAUGGGUAGAAGCGAAGGCUGGCAAAUACAACAUGAUCCCUCACAAAGAUCGGCACUCGAACUGUCAAAUCGAAGCAUACGUUCAUUUUCACGAUUUAAUUGCACAUCCAAAUGACGGCGAAUGGGCCAAGAUGGCCCCUUUACGAAUCCUUUCUUUCGACAUAGAAUGCGCUGGCCGCAAAGGCAUUUUUCCAGAACCACAUCAAGACCCAGUCAUCCAAAUCGCUAAUGUAGUAACGAGGUUUGGUGAUUCCAAACCAUUCAUACGCAACGUAUUUUGUCUAGACACAUGUAGUCUUAUCGUCAAUACACAAAUCUUUGAGCACCGUACGGAGGAGGAUAUGCUUACCAAAUGGAGGGAAUUUCUGGAGAAGUCGGACCCCGAUCUGAUCAUAGGGUACAACAUCGCUAACUUCGACUUCCCUUACCUUCUUGACCGAGCAAAGCAUCUCAAACUCAGCAAGUUUCCCUACUUCACACGAUUGAAAAGUGUUCAAACACAUGCCAAGGAUACAAAUUUCUCAAGCAAACAAAUGGGCAAUCGAGAUACCAAAGCCACCAACACGAAUGGCAGGUUGCAACUGGACUUAUUACAGCUUGUUCAAAGAGACCAUCAACUGCGAAGCUACACUCUCAACGCCGUUUGUGCUCACUUUUUGGGCGAACAGAAAGAAGACGUCCAUCACACCAUGAUCACCGAGCUUUUCAACGGUACUCCUGAAUCAAGGCGUAGACUUGCAGUCUAUUGUCUAAAAGAUGCCUUCUUACCGCAGCGGCUCAUGGACAAAUUAAUGUGUCUUGUCAACUAUACAGAAAUGGCAAGAGUCACUGGUGUACCAUUCAAUUAUCUUCUGGCAAAGGGACAGCAAGUUAAAUUCAUCAGUCAAUUGUUUCGAAAGGCCUUAGAGCAGUCUCUGGUCAUCCCAAAUCAGAAGAAAAGUGAGGGCAGCGAUGAACAGUACGAAGGUGCAACGGUCAUUGAACCAACGAGAGGAUAUUACGACGUACCUGUGGCAACCCUCGAUUUUGCAUCUCUGUAUCCAAGCAUUAUUCAAGCACAUAAUCUGUGCUAUACCACAUUGCUGAAAAAAGAAGCCAUCGAAGCUUUUAAGCUUGUGAAGGAUGAGGACUACAUCAUUACUCCAAACGGCGACGCAUUUUGCACCUCGAAAAUACGGAAAGGGCUUUUGACCCAAAUUUUAGAAGAAUUAUUAGGUGCGAGAAAACGCGCCAAGAAAGAAUUAGCCGUCGCAACGGAUUCUUUCAAGAAAGCAGUGUUGAACGGACGACAGCUAGCUUUGAAGAUUAGCGCAAACAGUGUGUACGGUCUCACUGGCGCUACAGUGGGCAAGCUACCAUGUCUUCCAAUUGCAAGUAGUACCACCAGCUACGGGCGGCAAAUGAUCGAAAGGACCAAGGAGGAAGUGGAGAAGAAGUACACGAUCGCAAAUGGAUACUCUCAUGACGCAUCAGUCAUCUACGGAGACACCGACUCGGUGAUGGUCAAGUUCGGACCGGCCGAGUUGAAGAAAGCCAUGGAGCUAGGAGAAGAAGCGGCAAAAUUUGUCUCUGCCAAGUUCAUCAACCCAAUCAAACUCGAAUUCGAGAAGGUCUACUUUCCAUAUUUGCUCAUCAACAAGAAGAGAUACGCCGGUCUGUAUUGGACUAAUCCAGACAAGCACGAUAAGAUGGACAGUAAAGGAAUCGAGACGGUACGAAGAGACAAUUGCCGUCUCGUCCAGAACGUCAUUGAGACAAGUCUCCGUAAAAUCUUGAUCGAUCGAGACGUUCAAGGUGCUCAAGACUACGUCAAAGAUAUCAUCUCCUCCCUCCUUCAAAACAAAGUCGACAUGUCCAAGCUCGUCAUCACAAAGGCCCUCACAAAAGAGAAAUACGACGCAAGACAAGCGCACGUCGAGCUCGCCGAACGUAUGAGAAAGCGCGACGCGGGCUCGGCUCCCACCCUCGGCGACCGCGUCGCCUACGUCAUCAUCAAAGGCGCCGGCGGCUCCAAAAACUACGAGAAGAGCGAAGACCCGCUCUUCGUCCUUGAAAACAACAUCCCUAUCGACACGAAAUACUACCUGGACAACCAGCUCGCGAAACCGCUUGCCAGAAUCUUCGAUCCUAUCUUAGGGGAACGGAAGGCCGCACAGCUGCUCACGGGGGAGCAUACUCGGUCCAUUGCUGUGGCUACGCCAGCGAUGGGGGGCGGACUGAUGAAGUUCACGAAGAGGACCCAGACGUGUAUGGGGUGUAAGAAACCGCUGGUCACGGCGGCGGAGAAGAGUGGGGCUGUGUGUGCGAAUUGUGCGCCGCGGACGGGGGAACUGUAUACGAAGACUUUGACCAAGGUUAGUGAGUUGGAAGUCAGAUUUGGGAGACUCUGGACGCAGUGUCAACGGUGUCAGGGCAGUUUGCAUAAUGAGGUUAUUUGUAGUAGUAAGGAUUGUCCGAUUUUUUAUAUGCGGAUGAAGGCGAAGAAGGAUGUGGAGGAUGCGGGGAAGGAGUUGGGGAGGUUUGAGGGGCUGGCUGAGGGUGGGGGGUGGUGA